AUGGCAGACGACGGAGCAUAUACGGCAGACGACCCUACGCUGACCGUGGGGCCGAAAAUUGUCUGUAUCACUGAGCUCUGUGACCAACAACCGUCGGCGACGACAUCCACAUUGCAGGUGGAGGCCGAUCAGAGGACGUUAGAUUUAGCACCACUACUAUCCCUGUGUCCAAAUGACGAACUGUUGGAAGCUCCUGUUGGAAUCUUGCAGGAGUGCGAUUAUCCAUCGACAGACAACGUAUAUAUGGUGGACAACAAUAAAUACACGACGAAAGAUGAGCUUGAUUCUCACGUGACACCGGUUAAAAUCCAGCUGUUAGAUGCACUGGCCGCCGAUAGCGAUUUUGUUCCGGAUGAGGCAGCCGAAAGCACGACCAUAGUUCCUAUAGUCGUGGCCAAAAGUGAUGGCGACGGGUUGGAGCCAGCGACAACUACGAUCCAAGUAAAGUCAGCGGUGACUGAACAGCUUGAUUCUUACGUGGCACCGGUUAGAAUCCAGCUGUUAGAUGCACUGGCCGCCGAUAGCGAUUUUAUUCCGGAUGAGGCAGCCGAAAGCACGACCAUAGUUCCUAUAGUCGUGGACAAAAGUGAUGGCGACGGGUUGGAGCCAGCGAUGACUACGACCCAAGUAAAGUCAGCGGUGACUGAACAGCUUGAUUCUUACGUGGCACCGGUUAGAAUCCAGCUGUUAGAUGCACUGGCUGAUGUUAACGAUUUUGUUCCGGACGAGGCAACCAAAAGCACGACCAUAGUUCCUAUAGUCGUGGCCAAAAGUGAUGGUGACGGGUUGGAGCCAGCGAUGACUACGAUCCAAGUAAAGUCAGCGGUGACUGAACAGCUUGAUUCUUACGUGGCACCGGUUAGAAUCCAGCUGUUAGAUGCACUGGCUGAUGUUAACGAUUUUGUUCCGGACGAGGCAACCGAAAGCACGACCAUAGUUCCUAUAGCCGUGGCCAAAAGUGAUGGCGAUGGGUUGGAGCCAGCGACGACUGCGGUCCAAGCAAAGUCAGCAGCAGCAGAAAAACCCCGGCAAGGUCGUCGUAGAUCAUUCUUAUCGGCAGUGGGGAGGCGGCUCCUCAAGUUCGGGAGGACGUUAUGCUGCUGUUGCUGUUGCAAAUAGUGUGGUAGGUACACCGAUACCGCCAUAUGGUGCGCUCGAUUGCAUCUGUGAGAUGACAACGAGUUGAGAAGACAAGAGGGAUGCAAAAAGAGAUGUUGACUGGUGUCAUCAAUCCAAAAUUUAAGUUUAUAAUUUAUUAAAAUUCAUUUUGUUUAAUUUUCGUUUUGUUGAAAAACUUUAAUAUUAUAAUGAUUGUUAAUUUGCUCAUAUUAUCAAAUAAACAAUGAAGCAUAACAUAUGUAAAUAUUAAUUAUACAUGUAAAUUUUUACUUCGAAUACCGUCAAAUUUUUUUCUGAUUGUUAUAAAAAAUAAAAAU
Messenger RNA from Metopolophium dirhodum (rose-grain aphid), 1436 nucleotides. RefSeq lists its product as uncharacterized. The transcript has a single exon. Bases 1 to 1119 code for a protein of 372 amino acids. NCBI's taxonomy places the organism in Eukaryota, Metazoa, Arthropoda, Insecta, Hemiptera, Aphididae. The record is from RefSeq and is a predicted model, not a curated record.